Molecule: messenger RNA, 1344 nt
Organism: Saprolegnia diclina VS20
Lineage: Eukaryota; Oomycota; Saprolegniomycetes; Saprolegniales; Saprolegniaceae
Exons: 4
Coding region: 1-1320 (439 amino acids)
Molecular function (GO): protein binding
Source: RefSeq, a predicted model, not a curated record
AUGCCGGUUUGUCGCCGGACGCCACCGGCCAAGCGCGCCGAGAAUGAUUAUUUGAUCAAGAAUUCGUCCAACGUCACGUCCCAGGGCGGCGAAGACGGCGCACUCGAGCGCGUCUUUUCGCGCCUCGACGAGCACGAAGGUCGGUCGUCGGGCGCCGGGCGAUGGUGUGUCGAGUUUGGCGCGUGGGACGCAAGCACCUUUCCAACACGUGGAAGCUUUUGCACGAAGAGGGCUGGCACGGCGCGCUCAUCGAAGCCGACCUUUCUGGAAAUGCAGACCAUGUACGCGCCGUUUCCGGGCGUUGCGUGCGUCAACCAGUUUGGCACAUUCGACGGACACGACUCGCUCGAGGCCAUUCUGGCCCGGCACGAAGUGCCACUCGACGUGAAUCUGGUGUCGAUCGCCAUUGACGGCGCGGACUACCACAUCUGGGAGAGCCUGCGCACAUACGCGCCCAAGGUCGCCGUGAUCGAGUUCAACCCGACGAUCCUGAACAACGUUGCCUUUAUCCAAGACAAGGACAUGUCCAUCUACCAAAGUUCGUCUCUCGCGGCGCUCAUCGAGCUCGGCAAGACCAAAUUCCUUCAACUUGGUUACGAGCUCGUGAGCACGACGACGUUCAACGGCGUCUUCGUCAAGCGCGAGUUCUACGACCUCUUUGGAAUCGCCGACAAUGCGAUCGACAAGAUGCACGAUGUGUCGAUGGGCACCGAGUUCUCUCAGCUCUACGACGGCACGCUCAAGAUCACUGGCGUCAAGAAGCUCCUUUGGAAGAAGCAGCCCAUUCUCGAGAAGGAUAUCCACGUGCUGCCGCCGUCCGAACGCAAGUUCCCGCUCUCGCCACCAACUGCGCCACUCGAAGCUGCGAUUGCUGCUGCCGACGCGCUCUUUACUGCCGCGUCGACGCCCGCGACCCACUUUCUCGACUUGGCGCAGCAGUGGAGCUACCACGUCACGUACCCGCACCCCGACUUGCAGCGUUUGGCCGGCUACGCUUUGGCGCGUGCGCCCGACGACUGUGCGACUGUGGCUGCAGUCUUUGAGAUCUACCUCGACCACGCUCGGGCGCUGUUCACCAAGAACGAACCUAGCAGCGCCAUUCCGUGGCUCGAAGAAGCCUUGUACUUGCGCGUCUCGCUCGCUGCGCUGAAGGCACCAAUGAUGGCGCUGCUCGGCGAGGCCUUUAUCCGGUCCCACGACUACGCCAAGGCCGAGCUAUGGCUUCAGACGGCGCACGCCCUCGACCCGGCGGCGAAAACGACGCUCAAGUCGCUCGUACCACAGCUCUUCCAAACCACCAUUCGGAUGAUCAUUUUUUAGGCAAAACUCUACACCAAGCAAGGC